Messenger RNA from Racocetra persica, 679 nucleotides. The record is from the annotation of a GenBank genome assembly. Lineage: Eukaryota; Fungi; Glomeromycota; Glomeromycetes; Diversisporales; Gigasporaceae.
GGAUUUCAAGUAAUGACAAAUGUCAUUGAUGGAUUUGGGGGAUUCUCAUGUAGUUUCAUUGAACGAUUGCGUGAAGAAUAUCCAAAGACACCUGUUAUUAGUUUUGGCAUCACCGAUGGUCAGGAAUGGUCACCAAUAGGACAUAAGAAAUAUUUUAAGCAGAUUAUGAAUUCCUCUCUCAGCACCAUAUUUCUGUCAGAAUUAUCGUCUUUGUUCAUUCCUUUGAACGUUCACACAAAUCUUCUGAGAAGCAGCUCAAUCAAAUAUAUUCAGCCGACUAUAAAUUUGCCAUAUCAUUCGAGUUGUAUUUUAUCCGCUGCAAUUGAAACUUCCACAUUUCCUUUUAGAUCACGUCGUAAUACUUUACAUAUGCAUGAUUUGGUUACUCGACUCAACUGGCGCGGAAAUACAAAAAUAGGAACGCUUGGCUUCGCACUUCCAUUACCAAUGAGCGUAUAUGGUGACGUGGAUGUCCAAACGCUAUUGCCAAAUGAUGAUCGUAGUGUUAUAAAUGAUCUUUCAUUCCCCCUAGAGCCCCGUCUACCAACAAUUUAUGGACAGUCUGUGGUAGUAAGAGGGAUUCCUGAUGAAUUUCGCACAGUCUCAAAGGUCGAACAGAAAAAAUCGUCUGAUGUUAUUUCUGAUAUAUUUGGACGUUUCCAGUCUUUGGGGAGUUAUA